Molecule: messenger RNA, 3802 nt
Organism: Suncus etruscus (white-toothed pygmy shrew)
Lineage: Eukaryota; Metazoa; Chordata; Mammalia; Eulipotyphla; Soricidae
Gene: DHX34
Product: DExH-box helicase 34
Exons: 17
Coding region: 312-3773 (1153 amino acids)
Biological process (GO): nuclear-transcribed mRNA catabolic process, nonsense-mediated decay
Cellular component (GO): intracellular anatomical structure
Molecular function (GO): ATP binding; RNA binding
Source: RefSeq, a predicted model, not a curated record
CUUCGAGCCCCGGAGGCGCGCGGCGGGCCGGAAGUGGAUGCGGGGCUGCGGAGCGGGUCGAGGAUGAGCCUGCGUGCACCACACACCCCAGUGCUGACAUUGUGAGGUCCCCUUCGUGUCACCAACCCCAGCUGGUCCCCAGUCACUUUACUCCGCCAUCGCCUGACAUGCUCCUAUACUCCAGCACCGAGGACAAGCCACUUGAGGAAGAGAAGGUGGUCAGUUCCUUGCAGCCAACUCUGGCCUCUCAUUGCAGGAGGUACAUGAGAACUUUUGGGCACCUGCUGAGCCCGUGCUGAGCCCCCCGCAGCAUGCCUCCUCCCAGUGUACAGGCCAGCAGAGAGCCCCGAACCCGGGGCCGAGCACCCAGGGAGGAGGAAGCAUCCUCGGAGCGCUGGGACUGGUCUUGCCCGGAGACUCGCCGGCAGUUCGAGGAGGCCUUCUUCGGCCCGGAGGACUAUCUCCGCCAGGGCUCCGAGGACUGCCAGAAAUUCUGGGCCUUCUUUGAGCGCCUGCAGCGGUUUCACAGCCUCAAGCCAGCCUGCCAAGAGGAGCGAGACCCGGGGGGACCAACCAAGUCUCACGGCCCAGCAUUCGCUGACCUGCCCCUCAAGUAUGACGCCCGGUACCGCAUCAACCUGUCGGUCCUGGGCCCCGACAUCCGGGGCUCUCGGGGUCCAGGGGGGCAGCUGCCCCGUGCCCGGGUGUCGGAGUUCCGCCGGGCCCUGGCACACUACCUGGAUUUCGGGCAGAAGCAGGCUUUUGGGCGGCUGGCCAAGCUGCAGCGGGAGCGAGCGGCCCUGCCCAUUGCCCAGUAUGGCCAGCGCCUCCUGCAGACACUGAGGGAGCACCAGGUGGUGGUGGUGGCAGGGGACACGGGCUGUGGCAAGUCCACGCAGGUGCCUCAGUACCUGCUGGCCGCGGGCUUCAGCCAUGUGGCAUGCACACAGCCCCGACGGAUCGCCUGCAUCUCGCUGGCCAAGCGUGUGGGCUUCGAGAGCCUCAGCCAGUAUGGCUCCCGGGUUGGCUACCAGAUCCGCUUCGAGAGCUCGCGCUCAGCGGCCACCAAGAUCGUCUUCCUGACGGUGGGGCUGUUGUUGCGGCAGCUGCAGCGUGAGCCGGGGCUGCCCCAGUACCAGGCGCUGAUCGUGGACGAGGUGCACGAACGUCACCUGCACAGCGACUUCCUGCUGGGCCUGCUGCGGGGGCUGCUGCCACGCAGGCCCGACCUCAAAGUGGUCCUCAUGUCAGCCACUAUCAACAUAGCUCUCUUCACCGGCUACUUCGGGGGUGCCCCUGUGGUGCAGGUGCCCGGCCGGCUCUUCCCCAUCACGGUCAUUUACCAGCCACAGGAGACUGAGGCGGCCGCGACCUCAUCCAAGACAGAGAAACUGGACCCGCGGCCCUACCUGCGGGUGCUGGAGACCAUUGAUCACAAAUACCCACCAGAAGAGCGAGGUGAUCUCCUGGUGUUCCUCAGCGGCCUGGCCGAGAUCAGCGCCGUGCUGGAGGCGGUCCAGACCUAUGCGGCCCACACGCAGCGCUGGGUGGUUCUGCCUCUGCACAGUACCCUGGCUGUGGCCGAUCAGGACAAGGUGUUCGACGUGGCACCCCCUGGAGUCCGGAAGUGCAUCUUAUCCACCAACAUUGCCGAGACCUCGGUCACCAUCGAUGGCAUCCGCUUCGUGGUGGAUUCUGGGAAGGUGAAGGAGAUGAGCUACGACCCGCAGGCCAAGCUGCAGCGGCUGCAGGAGUUCUGGAUCAGCCAGGCCAGUGCCGAGCAGCGCAAAGGCCGAGCUGGCCGCACGGGGCCCGGCGUCUGCUUCCGCCUCUACGCUGAGUCCGACUAUGACGCCUUCGCACCCUACCCGAUCCCCGAGAUUCGCAGGGUUGCCCUGGACUCGUUGGUGCUGCAGAUGAAGAGCAUGAGCGUGGGGGAUCCCCGAACCUUCCCUUUCAUCGAGCCACCCCCGCAGGCCAGCCUGGAGACGGCAAUUCUGUACCUCCGGGACCAGGGUGCUCUGGACAGCUCUGAGGCCCUCACCCCCAUUGGGUCCCUGCUGGCCCAGCUGCCCGUGGAUGUAGUCAUUGGGAAGAUGCUCAUCCUGGGGUCCCUGUUCAGCCUGGCAGAGCCUGUGCUCACCAUCGCCGCUGCCCUCAGCGUCCAGUCCCCCUUCACCCGCAGCGCCCAGAACAACCCCGAGUGUGCAGGUGCUCGGCGGUCCCUGGAGAGCGACCAGGGCGACCCCUUCACACUCUUCAACAUCUUCAACGCCUGGGUGCAGGUGAAAUCCGAACGGGGCAGCAACUCUCGCAAGUGGUGCCGCCGGCGAGGCAUCGAGGAGCACCGGCUGUACGAGAUGGCCAACCUGCGGCGGCAGUUCAAGGAGCUGCUGGAGGACCACGGGCUGCUGGCAGGGGUGCGGGUCCCAGCGCCGGGGGACAGCCACAGCCGCCUGCGGGCUCGCCAGGAGCGCCGGGCCCUGCACCAACUGCGGCGGCAGCACGAGGAGGGCGCGGGCCGGCGGCGGAAGGUGCUGCGGCUGGAGGAGGGCCUGGCGGGCUCCAGCGACGAGGACCCGGACGGCAGCCCCGGCCCGGGCACCCGCCGCAGCGUGGACAUCCAGGACGUGAAGUUCAAGCUGCGACACAACCUGGAGCAGCUGCAGGCGGCCGCCAGCUCGGCCGAGACGCUGACAAGGGAACAGCUGGCCCUGCUGAAGCUGGUGCUGGCCCGAGGCCUCUACCCACAGCUGGCCGUCCCCGACCCCCUCAACAGCGGCCGGAAAGACUCGGAUCAGAUCUUCCACACGCACGCCAAGCAGGGUACCGUGCUGCACCCCACCUGUGUCUUUGCCAACAGCCCUGAGGUGCUGCACCCCCGGGAGCCGGAAACUGUGGCCGAGGGGAGCCGAGACGACAGGGCGAGGCUUCGCCUCGGGCACCAGCUCGUGGCCUUUGUGUCCCUGCUGGAGACCACCAAGCCGUACCUGGUCAACUGCGUUCGAGUACCCGCACUGCAGUCCCUCCUGCUGUUCAGCCGCUCCCUGGACACCAAUGGCGACUGCUCCCGCCUGGUGGCUGAUGGCUGGUUGCAGCUGCAGCUCCCAGACCCCGAAAGCGCCGUUCGGCUCCUGGCAGCCUCCCUGCGACUCCGGGAUCACUGGGAAAAGGCCCUGAACCGGCAGCUGGUCCGCCAGGCCCGGGGUCGGCGGCGGUAUAAGGACUCCAGCGACGAGGAUGAAGAGGAUGACGAAGAGGGGCCCGUGAACCGCAGGGAGGUGGCGGCCCUGAGCCGGGAGCUGCUGCAGUUCGUGGCCUCCAAGGUUCCCUACAGCCUCCGUCGGCUCACAGGGCUGGAAGCCCAGAACCUAUACGUGGGGCCCCAGACCAUCACAACGGCCCCGAGUCUCCCCAGCCUGUUCGGCAGCUCCCCCCUGACCCCCCACCCCACCAAAGGGGGCUACGUGGUUACGGACUUUCUCACCUACAACUGCCUGGCAAGCGACACGGACCUGUAUAGCGACUGUCUCCGCACCUUCUGGACCUGCCCGCACUGCUCCCUGCACGCACCCCUCACACCGCUGGAGCGCAUGGCCCAUGAGAACAGCUGCCCUGCCAUGCCCACAGACACCCAAGACGCUGAGGAGGCGACCCCCGAGCCCCCACAGAAGACAUCUGCUCUGCAGAGGCCCUUCCACUGUGAUAUCUGCCAGCAGCAUUUCCUGUUCUCGCCCACUGAGGCCCUGAAGCAUCGCCGGCAGCACCAGUGACCUGCAGGGUCGGGGCUUCUGUGCCCCCC